This is a messenger RNA of Didymosphaeria variabile, 717 nucleotides long. It is a transcript of the gene NOP16, whose product is annotated as Nucleolar protein 16. Gene Ontology annotation, cellular component: nucleolus. The transcript has 2 exons. The record is from RefSeq and is a predicted model, not a curated record. NCBI's taxonomy places the organism in Eukaryota, Fungi, Ascomycota, Dothideomycetes, Pleosporales, Didymosphaeriaceae. Bases 1 to 717 code for a protein of 238 amino acids. Gene Ontology annotation, biological process: ribosomal large subunit biogenesis.
AUGGGUCGCGAACUCCAAAAGAAGAAGAACAAGUCCUCCAUCCCAAAGCUGCGCCACAAGCAGCCCUCCAAGAAGAAGAUUCUGCAGAACCCCAUCAUCGCGAAGAACUGGAACCAGAAAGAAACCCUCUCACAAAACUACGCUCGUCUUGGUCUCACCGCGCGCCUCAAUCACGCCACAGGUGGCACUGAAAAGACCAUCCGCACCCUCGGCCUCAACGACUCCAAGUCCUCGCGCGCCGAUGCCGCUGCCGGCAGUACCGCAGAUACGCUCAACAUCGUGAGCGCAAAGCCCCAAAUCACUGAAAUCGAAGAACUCGAGGUAGAACGCGACCCCGAAACGGGCGCCAUCCUGCGCGUGAAAGGCGAGAACAAAGUCGAUAACCCGCUCAAUGACCCGCUGAAUGAAGUACUGGGGGAGGGCGGAGAAAUGGAAGAGUGGAACGGCUUUGCGAUGGUUCCGUCAGAGAGGAGCGACAACCCUGUAAUCAGACAGCUUGAAGAUGCCGCCCGCAACGGUGCGCGGAAAGCGCCAAGGAGUCAGAGCCAAAGGGAAGUAGAGUGGUUAGAGCGGUUAGUGGCGAAACACGGCGAUGAUUAUGCCAAGAUGAGCCGGGAUAAGAAGCUCAAUCCGAUGCAGCAGACGGCAGCGGACAUCAAAAAGCGUGUGACGAAGUUGAACGAUUCCAAGGGCAAGGAGCGCAAGGUAUGGACAUGA